CUCGCCCCACUGCUGUGGGAGGCUGCGGGGAUCAUUAGAAACCCCAGUGAAAUAACUCUCUGGGUGAUGUGUUUGCAGUUGUUGGCUUCUCUGGGGCUUGUGUGGCAAGGAUGGGGCAGGAGCGGCAGGAGCAAAAGGUCAGUGACUGCUGUUGAUGAGAGGAAAAUCCCAGAGCAGAGCAGUGCUCGGCUGGUGGCAGCUGGGCAAACCGCUGCACCCUCCAUUUGCAAGCAGUGAGCCAGAGAAGCAGCAGCUUCUGCCAUGCCGUGCUAGAGCUGCUGGCUCUGGAAAGCCACAGCGGCUCUGGUGCUCCAACGGAGAGCCUUUCUCUUUCAGGUGCUGCUGGAGCAGUAUUUGCCUGAAGUAGUGGCCACAAGGAACAGGCUUGAUGGGCUGUGGGAUCAGAAUGAGAAGAUGCUCCAGGAGCACAGUGGUGUGGCGGCUCAGCUGAGUGAGGAGAUCGGCACCCUGAAAAAGGAACUUAAGGACUUGCGAGACGCUGUGUCUGUUAACUCUCGCAAAAAGUCUGAAGUGCUGCUUGACUGGGCUCUGAAAAGCACAGGGGCCACCAUUGACCUGGAGAGAUCUUCAAAGACAUACUCAUGGGAUGGCAUGCGGUCGUGCAGGCUCUUCUGGCUUCCUUGUACCCCAAACCCUCCAGACACUAUUCUGCAGCCGGACGUUUCUCUGGGCAACUGCUGGGCUUUCCAAGGGUCUCGGGGCCAGGUGGUCAUUAGGUUGCCUGCAAAAAUCCAGGCAACCAUGGUCACCGUCCACCACACCUCAGACAUGGACUCGGCGCUUGGGAAAUUCAGCAGUGCUCCCCGAGAUUUCACCGUCUCUGGAGUGGAUGAGGAAACAGAAGCCGAAACUCUGCUCGGGACAUUCACCUAUGCCGUGCAGAAGAAGCCUGUGCAGACCUUCCCUCUGCAGGUACAGUCAGAGGUGGUGGGCAGGAGGCCUGUCCAGAAACACUGUGUUGGCAGCAAGUCAGUGGCAGCAGUGUGCAGGGUCCCUCCCAGGGCAGCAGUCCCAGCCCAUGGGAGAGAGACAGGGUGGGCAGGGAGGGUGGGCACUAGGCAGCAGGACAGCAGAGAGAUUCCCAGAGCCUUUCAGGUCAUCAAGGUCGUCAUACAGAGCAACUGGGGAAAUCCAGAUUACACCUGCAUUUACCGGGUGCAGGUGCAUGGGAGAGGAACGGCUACCAGUCGUUGGCCAGGAGACAUGUCUUCUGCCAAUAAGAAUAAAAAAUAGUAACAAAAACCUAGACGAGGGAUGUGGUUUGUCAG
Molecule: messenger RNA, 1289 nt
Organism: Anas platyrhynchos (mallard)
Lineage: Eukaryota; Metazoa; Chordata; Aves; Anseriformes; Anatidae
Source: RefSeq, a predicted model, not a curated record